Rasamsonia emersonii CBS 393.64 is the source of this 1602-nucleotide messenger RNA. RefSeq names its product Uridine permease Fui1. Bases 1 to 1602 code for a protein of 533 amino acids. Gene Ontology annotation, cellular component: plasma membrane. Gene Ontology annotation, molecular function: nucleobase transmembrane transporter activity. The transcript has 4 exons. NCBI's taxonomy places the organism in Eukaryota, Fungi, Ascomycota, Eurotiomycetes, Eurotiales, Trichocomaceae. Gene Ontology annotation, biological process: nucleobase transport; transmembrane transport. The record is from RefSeq and is a predicted model, not a curated record.
AUGCUGACAAUACAUUUUGUGGCAGUGGAACCGGACCGACGCGAAUGGGGAGCAUGGAACUUCGUGGCCUUCUGGAUUGCAGACUCCGCGAAUAUCAACACAUGGAUGAUAUCUUCUUCGAUGAUCGUUUCUGGCCUGUCCUGGUGGCAGUCGUGGAUCUGUGUCUGGGUUGGAUACUUCAUCUCUGGCUGUUUUAUCUGCGCGACCGGUCGAAUCGGCGCCAGGUAUCACAUCUCGUUUCCUGUCGUGUCGAGAGCGUCCUUCGGCAUCUGGGGUUCCCUGUGGCCUGUUUUCAAUCGAGCGGCCAUGGCGUGCAUCUGGUAUGGAGUCCAAGGAUGGAUAGGUGGCGAGUGCGUGACCUUGAUGAUUGAGUCCAUCUGGCCAAGCUAUGCCAACUUGCGUAAUACCAUGCCAGCGGGCUCUGGUACUACAACCAAAGACUUUGUCAGUUUCUUUAUUUUCUGGCUGUGCAGUCUGCCGGCGAUCUGGUUUCCUGUCCACAAAAUCCGGCAUCUUUUCACCGUCAAGUCUUAUUUCACCCCGAUGGCGAUGAUUGCGUUUUUCGCAUGGGCGAUCAAGAGAGCGAAUGGAAUCGGUCCAAUCGUCCACCAGCCAGUCACUGUCCAUGGGAGCGCUCUGGCAUGGGCGGUUAUCAAAGGGAUCAUGUCCUCGAUCGCCAAUUUCGCGACCCUCAUCGUCAAUGAUCCCGAUUCCUCCCGUUUUGCGAGGAAGCCCCGGGAUGCCCUCUGGUCUCAGCUUUUUGCGAUCCCUAUUGGAUUUGCUCUCACCUCGUUUAUCGGAAUUAUCGCCUCUUCCUCGUCGACAGUGCUCUAUGGCGAGACGAUCUGGAAUCCCCUGGAAUUGCUGGGCAGAUUUCUUAAUGGCGCCAGCUCUGGCGAGAGAUUCGGCAUCUUUGUCAUUUCGACCGGAUUCGCGCUUGCGCAGCUCGGCACCAAUAUCGCGGCCAAUUCAGUGUCUGCUGGCACAGACAUGACUGCGCUGAUGCCCCGCUUCAUCAACAUCCGUCGUGGUGGAUAUAUCUGCGCCGCCGUCGGUCUCGCAAUGUGUCCGUGGAAUUUGCUCUCGUCGUCUAACCAAUUCACGACCUACCUGUCGGCCUAUUCAGUGUUCCUCUCCUCGAUUUCCGGGGUUAUCCUUUGCGACUACUAUGUCGUUCGCAAGGGCUACCUUGAGAUCAAGGAGCUUUACAGCGCACGGAAGCGCUCCCCGUAUUACUUUACCUAUGGGUUCUCGUGGCGAGGGUUUGCUGCCUAUAUCGCAGGGAUUCUGAUCAACAUCGUCGGCUUCGCUGGUGCCGUCGGACGCACGGUCCCCAUUGGCGCCCAUUAUAUAUACAAUGUCAACUACUUUGCUGGAUUUAUCGUCUCUUCUGGGGUGUACUAUGUGCUUACCCGCUUCUUCCCGAUCCCUGCAACGAGCGACUCCUGGAAGGAAGUGGAUGUCGAUGUCGAGCAUCUAUCUGUCGCAUACGGCCAAGAGGUCGCCGACGAGGAGAGCAGUCCGGACUACGAAGCCGUCGUUCCGGACGGAAAGAAGGACAGCAAAGGCAGUUUCUCUAGUAGAUCGCCAUUCCCAGUUUGA